This is a messenger RNA of Helianthus annuus (common sunflower), 936 nucleotides long. Its product is annotated as pre-mRNA-splicing factor CLF1. The record is from RefSeq and is a predicted model, not a curated record. The transcript has 4 exons. Gene Ontology annotation, biological process: spliceosomal complex assembly; mRNA splicing, via spliceosome. Gene Ontology annotation, molecular function: protein binding. Gene Ontology annotation, cellular component: precatalytic spliceosome; Prp19 complex; post-mRNA release spliceosomal complex. NCBI's taxonomy places the organism in Eukaryota, Viridiplantae, Streptophyta, Magnoliopsida, Asterales, Asteraceae. The annotation marks the transcript as partial.
AAACAGAUUUUCAACAAGUACAUUGAGAUUGAGCUGCAGCUUGGUAACAUUGAUCGUUGCCGGAAGCUAUAUGAAAAAUAUCUGGAGUGGUCACCUGAAAAUUGCUAUGCGUGGAGCAGGUAUACUGAAUUGGAAAGAUCCUUGAGUGAAACAGAGCGGGCCCGAGCCCUUUUUGAGCUUGCGAUUGCACAACCUACACUUGACAUGCCAGAGCUGUUAUGGAAGGCAUACAUCAACUUUGAGAUAGCAGAGGGUGAAUUUGAAAGAACAAGACAGCUAUAUGAGAAGUUUUUAGACCGAACAAAGCAUUUAAAGGUGUGGAUCACAUAUGCAAAGUUUGAAGCAUCUACCAUUGAAGAAGUAGAACAACAGGAAGAGCUACCUGAAAAUUAUGAUUCCUAUCAAAAUGCUAUUAUGGAACAAAGGAAACUUUGCAUUCAGCGCGCCAGAAGAGUAUUUGAAAAUGCAAUAAACUACUACAGAACGUCGGCCCUUGAGCUUAAAGAAGAGAGGGCCAUAUUACUAGAAGAGUGGUUAAACAUGGAAAGCAGUUUUGGUGAGUUGGGUGACCUUGAAUCGGUGCGUUUUAAGCUGCCCAAGAAACUGAAGAAGAGAAGAGAGAUUGAAAUAGUGGAUGGUUCUGAUGGGCACGAGGAAUACAUAGAUUAUCUGUUCCCUGAGGAAUCACAAGCAUCCAGUUUGAAGAUAUUGGAGCAAGCAUACAAAUGGAAAAAAGCAAAAGGUGGUUUCAGAUGAUGAUGAUGAUGACGAUGACAUAGUUGUCAAUAGCGGCUAUAGCGACCGCUAUAGCGUACUAUGUAGCGAGGCGACCAAGUGUCGCUAUCUGGGUCAUAGCGACCAAUAGCGUGAAUAGCAACAGUUAGGUUUUUUUUUUUGUUUUUUUAUGUAAAUAACAAUUAGAUAUAGACCAAAUGU